This is a messenger RNA of Hippoglossus stenolepis (Pacific halibut), 4267 nucleotides long. Its product is annotated as palmitoyltransferase ZDHHC20-B. Gene Ontology annotation, cellular component: Golgi apparatus; endoplasmic reticulum. NCBI's taxonomy places the organism in Eukaryota, Metazoa, Chordata, Actinopteri, Pleuronectiformes, Pleuronectidae. The record is from RefSeq and is a predicted model, not a curated record. Gene Ontology annotation, molecular function: protein-cysteine S-palmitoyltransferase activity. Gene Ontology annotation, biological process: protein targeting to membrane; synaptic vesicle maturation; peptidyl-L-cysteine S-palmitoylation. Bases 38 to 1165 code for a protein of 375 amino acids. The transcript has 14 exons.
CAGCGCGACACUCCCUUGCCCCAGCAGAGGGAGAAAGAUGGCGCCCACACACGUACUGAGAUGCUGUCAGCGGGGCUUAGCGUGGAUCCCGGUGAUUUUCAUCGCCCUGGUGGUCUGCUGGUCGUACUAUGCCUACGUGGUGGAGCUGUGUAUAUUCACCAUCCCAAGCAUAGGAGAGCAGAUCGUCUACCUGAUCUUCUUCCACCUCUUUUUCAUCAUGUUUGUGUGGUCGUACUGGAAGACCAUCUUCACCAAGCCUGCCAACCCUUCCAAAGAGUUCUGCCUGCCCAAGGCUGAGAAGGAGCGCUACGAGAAGGAAGAAAGGCCAGAGACCCAGCAGGAGAUCCUCUGGAGAGCCGCCACCAGUCUGCCUCUGUACACCCGCACAGGAGCCGGAGCAAUCCGUUACUGUGACCGCUGUCAAGUUAUCAAGCCAGACCGAUGUCAUCACUGCUCCGCAUGUGACAUGUGCGUGCUUAAAAUGGACCACCAUUGUCCCUGGGUGAACAACUGCGUGGGGUUCUCCAACUACAAGUUCUUCAUCCUCUUCCUGGCCUACUCGCUGGUGUACUGUUUGUUCAUUGCAGCCACCGUGCUUCAGUAUUUCAUAAAGUUCUGGACGCUUUGCCGGAGGAAAUCGGCAGAGAACUGCCCAAAGAAUGAGCUGCCAGACACUCACGCCAAAUUCCACGUCUUGUUUCUUUUUUUUGUGGCGGCCAUGUUCUGCAUCAGUAUUCUGUCCCUCUUCAGCUACCACCUGUGGCUUGUGGGCAAGAACAGGUCCACUAUAGAGGCCUUUAGAGCCCCAGUCUUUAGGACCGGCUCUGACAAGAACGGCUUCUCUCUGGGUUUCCGUAAGAACAUCGCUCAGGUCUUUGGAGACCAGAAGAAAUACUGGCCGCUUCCCAUCUUCACCAGCCAGGGAGACGGUCUGACGUUCCCCACACGGCUGGUCAGUGCGGAUGUAGAGCAGGCAACAGUGACCCUGCACCCAGAGCCCAAUAAAAGUACUGUGGACGUCCCUGUGAGCCCAGUCAGCGACUCGCAGAAUCGCCUCCUGAACAACGACCAGCAUGCCAACAACAUCGCAGACCAUCUGGCUAACAACACCCUCAAAUCAGAUGAUAGUGAAACCAUUACAGUCUCCAUGGAGAGCGAGUCCUAACCAGGAGAAUAUCCUCAAUCAUCUAAAACGAUGCCUUAAGCAACGCAGCAGUUUAGUUCGUCACCAUGGCAACAGUCUCCCACUGCAACCUCAUCCCCACAGACCCGCUCAGCGUAACCGUGGAAAUGCAUUCAUUUUGCCCAUCACAGAACAGUAAUGCAUUGGCAUUUUUUCGCAUGCAGUGUCGUAAGAAAAUCUUACACCUACCACCCACAGGACCUGACAUACAAGGUUGUUCCCUCUAACACCAACACACAUGCAUACAUGCAAACUGUCACACAUUCAGCCAUUUCCUUUUGCUGUUUAGUUUAAUUAUUUUCUUACAACUGGAGCAUUUAUUUAGAAGAUGAAAGAAGCCUGGAGGGAUUUUCUUUGCUGUUAUGAUAAAACUUUUUGUGCCAAAAGCUUCCUUGGUGCGUCAGGACUUGUUUAAAGGCACAAAACUGCAGUGGAGAGUGAUGGACAAGCUGGAUCAGUGUGUUUGGUUUGAACAUUUCUCUUUCUUGUUUUUUUUUUUCAUCCCUCGGAAGAUGGAUCAGUUUACUCAUGUGACAUUUUUAUAUUCUAUAACACAAGCGUAUAUAUGGUCCGCACCUUUUUUUGAGAUGGAUGUUUCCCCUCCAAAACCCGGACAACAUUACAGAGGACUCUACUGCACUGAGCCAGUGCACCACAGGGAAGACUGUAGCUGGGUUUUGGAUGGGGCUUUGGAUAACAGAGCGCAAGAUGGAGCAUUUGCACUUUCUUAGUUGAUCAAUAUCCAUCAAAACAACGUGCUGCUUUUUUUCCCCUAUCAUGUCCAAAAAAGCAUCCCAGGUAAAACAGAUGUUGGAUGAUGUGAUGUAUGGCAUACUGUGUGUCUGAGUGUGUGAAUGUGUGUGUAUAACAGUUGAAGUGGCAGUUUUUCCUUUUAUUUUUAAGAACUAAAAGAGUCAGCUUUAUGUGCUUUUGUGGCCAACUCGUGCAACAACGUGCUGCUUACUUACGGACAGUAUGACCUGGGAGAUGCAUUUCACACAUUGCAAUGUGCAGCGUCCUUCACUACCUGUUCAGAGUCGGUUCAUUAUGUCAUUGUGAUGAUCAGUGAUUGUUUGUCCAAAAUGUCUACAGCCGCCUGUCCUCUCUACAACUCAGUGCUUCAACCUUUUACUAAGACACCAACACCCAUUGCCAAAUAAGGGCUUGACCUGUCAGGAGCUCUGCAGUGUUUACAACAUUCUAGCUUUAUCUUGUCCUCACUGGCCAAUGUCUUGGUAACCAAAUUUACCAGUCGUCGUGGAAAACUAUUUUACACGAGUUGCAUCUGUCCUGCCUGCCUGUGUGGGUCAUGAUGUCCUUGCAGCACCAGUGCUGGCCGGCAGGUGGCAGCAACGCUGUUAUCUGCCCUCAUUCAGAUGAAGAGCCGUCUGUUCUUCACAAGCCUCUGGCUCAGGGCUCAAUUCACUUUCUGUCUAAUUUGCAGGUGCAGCUUUCAUCAGAAUUAAAUGAUUUCAUAGAAUGAUUCACUGUGUUCCUGUGAAAACUUGUCCAGGUUAUAUCGGAAUCCAAAGUGAAUUGAACCCAAUUCAUCUACUGUUAAAAAAUAGGUAUCGACUACAGCUUCUGCUCCUCGUCUACUCUUUACGUAAUCUGGAAUCAGCUCAGUGUUGUGACCUUGAACUGUUUUAAGCGGAUUUAGCUUGUGUAAAACUUGACAGUUAAAUUGUCUCGUCAAUGUUGAACGUCUGGGAUGUGACUUCAAUCCACAAUGACUGAAUUUUUAAAGCACCAGAAAACUCAAAUGACUGCAUCACGUGAACAUCUGUGAAAUGAUGAACAACCAAAUAGCUAUUUUUCAGGAAUGAGGUACAUCCUUUUCCGGUGAAUUUCUGUCAUUUAUAUGCAACUUUCUGAUUUACAUUUGAGGGAGAUUUGAGGUGUCACUGCUCAUACCCGUCUGGUCACACCCCUGACCGUUGCCGGAGGAGCCUCCCACUAACUAGACCCAAUCAGACUCUGGUGAUGUACAAGUUUACAGCUGUUUCUGUCCUGUAGAGUGAACUCGUGGUGUUGUACAGUGUGUUUCUCGGUAAUCGUCAUAGUUGUGCUGAAUGUACCACAGACAGGACAGUGAGGGUAUUUGGCUGAAUGACGGAGCGUUUAAAACAGCUUUUAUGUUUACAUUUUAUCCUUCCAAUCAUGUUUGAUCUUUUGAGCCCUAGUGUAUUUCUCUACAAACAGAUGAUUGGAGGAUAUUUGUUGCUGUAUGGAUUUAACUGUCAUGGUGGCUGAGUACACACUGUGGUUUGAUUUCAGCAGAUGAAGUUACUGUUGAAGAUCAUGGUCCAAACCAAGGUUGUGUUUUGAUCAAAUGUGGAUCUUUUUUUCUAAACCUCAUAUGUAAACUUUUAGUAACAGGUAAAAACAUAAUUAAACUCUAUCUUGUAUAACGAGCUUGGCUCUCUCCCCUCGUCACUUAUGAUCACUGAAUCGCCUAUAAUCUGCCUCUGGGCGGUUUGGCCUAGAGACUAAAGUGUGUGUGUGUUUUGUAAUCCUUAAUUGAGUGUUCUUUUUGUAAUACUGUCGUCUUGGGAGAAAUGCUUCUGUGCAGCCAUGAGAUUUUUUACGUGUCUGUGUACAUACAUAUCUGUCUGACUAAUGAUAAAACGCAUGGCGCCUAACUUCUGUAAACAACGUUUUAACAUAACAGGGAUUAUGGUGAUAAAACAGACUGGUUUUUUUUCAACUGUAGCCAGGGGUGUCAUGUUUUAAUCCAGCUUUACCCUGGUCUGCUAAAACUUUAUAAAUGAAGCCAUAAAAACUCCUGUGACAAUGGAGGAAGGAUCUUAAAAAUUCAGUCGAAUUUUAAAAAAACAUUUCACAUCUGUAUCGUACACAGUGCAGAUGUCGCCUAUCAUAACUUGCUUAUUGCUACAUUUUGAUUUCUUUUUGUUACAAUGUCCUAUUUUACAACGUGUGUGUAUAUAAAUUGAUAAUGUAUGAAAAAGACUACAUAUAUAUUUUUCUUGUCUGAUUAAUUUUACUGUUCCUAUUUUGUGAAUGAAGUACAUGCCUCUACACAAGUAACGUGAAAAUAACAAUAAAUGUUUUUUUAAACCUCCA